This is a messenger RNA of Notothenia coriiceps (black rockcod), 434 nucleotides long. RefSeq names its product runt-related transcription factor 1-like. The transcript is spliced from 4 exons. NCBI's taxonomy places the organism in Eukaryota, Metazoa, Chordata, Actinopteri, Perciformes, Nototheniidae. The record is from RefSeq and is a predicted model, not a curated record. Gene Ontology annotation, cellular component: nucleus. Bases 30 to 434 code for a protein of 134 amino acids. Gene Ontology annotation, biological process: neuron differentiation; ossification; regulation of transcription by RNA polymerase II. Gene Ontology annotation, molecular function: ATP binding; RNA polymerase II cis-regulatory region sequence-specific DNA binding; DNA-binding transcription factor activity, RNA polymerase II-specific.
GUUGCUGCUUCUGCACCCAGGAUUGAGGCAUGAACCCUGGGGCAUUCUCCAGCUCAGGCCCCCUGUCCUGGGCCAUGUACCUGAUGAGGAAAGGCCGGACAGGCAGCGGACUCUUUGACCCAGCCCCCGGCCGGCGUUACACCCCCCCCUCCACCACCCUCGCCUCGGGGGGGAAGAUGGCUGAGGCCCUGCCCCUGGGCGCCCAGGAGGCCGGAGGCGGGGCCUCUCUGAUGGGCAAACUGCGCAUGGCUGACCGAGGCAUGGUGGAGGUGAUCUCAGAUCAUCCGGGGGAACUGGUGAAGACGGACAGCCCUAACUUCCUGUGCUCCGUGCUGCCUACACACUGGAGGUGCAACAAGACCCUGCCCAUCGCUUUCAAGGUGGGUACCUCCACCCAAUCCACUGCUGCAUCCAACAGUGCAGCGUCCAGAUAA